UUGGAGCAGAAUUUAUUUCUGCCCGAGAGCAGGCCCACUCGUCACUCAUUACGUCCGUGGCUGUUAGGAGCGUCCCAUUCCCCAGCUGUGUUGGCCCUGCCAGGGCAGCCGGCCCGGUGGCGCCUUGGUGCCAUCCACAGGGCCUGACCCAGAGCUCUGUUGAGACUCCUGGCUGCCACCAUGCCGACUUGUAGUGGUUAAAGCUGCUGCUCUAGGGAACAUUUCCUGACCAGCUUCCCGCCUCCUCCUUCCUUCCUGGGCCGCAUCCUGCCCUCCUGCGCCUGCCUGACAGCAUUUAGCAGAGGGAAGCGUGUCCUGAGCCCCUCCCAUGAGGUGCAGGGCUCACUUGAGUUCUUGGUCUCCACAGCCCCACUCUAGGUGCCUGGCAACAGCAGCAGCAGCCAGGACGUGUAGAAACAGGUCCCGAGGUGUUCAUCUCCCACAAUAAAAGCCUUUCCUCCCAGGGACUCGCAGAGCGAGUUAGUACACUGAUGGGUUGCUGGACUCUUGGCUUCAUUCAUUCAUGGUGUGGCCUUGCCUCAAGCCAUUUGUGGAGAAGCUCAGGGUGGACAGAAGGCCCAGUCCUCUGGGUCCUGAAGUCCAGAGGUCCCAGCAUGCAGGGUUCAUAGGUUCUUGUCCAUGUUGGAGAUGUCGCCGUAAACUGGGCCCAGAAACCGCAUCUUGUGCGCAUCUGCUUCUGAAUGCAGACAUUUCAUGUGCACAUCGGGCUUUCAGAAACAGGCCUGCUGUGAUCAUCUGGGCUCAGGGCUCCCCGUCCACAUUUAAACAGGUGGUUUCACGUUCAGCGGCAGAGGGAAGGCCCCUGGAGGCCAGGCCGGUGCCAGGCCUGUUUCCGCAGUCCUUUGAGAGGUGGAGCGGCAGCCGCUGCAGACGGCCCGGCCCUCACCUGUGUGGGCAGGCAGAUCCUGCUUCUCAGAAGAUGCACUAUUAUAGAUAUUCUAACGCCGAGGUCAGCUGCUGGUACAAGUACCUCCUCUUCAGCUACAACAUCGUCUUCUGGUUGGCUGGAGUUGUCUUCCUCGGAGUUGGAUUAUGGGCAUGGAGCGAGAAGGGGGUGCUAUCCGACCUCACCAAAGUGACCCGGAUGCAUGGAAUUGACCCGGUGGUGCUGGUGCUGAUGGUGGGCGUGGUGAUGUUCACCCUGGGCUUUGCUGGCUGUGUGGGGGCCCUGCGGGAGAACAUCUGUCUGCUCAACUUUUUCUGCAGCACCAUCGUGCUCAUCUUUUUCCUGGAGUUGGCCGUGGCCGUGCUGGCCUUCCUGUUCCAGGACUGGGUGAGGGACCGGUUCCGGGAGUUCUUCGAGAGCAACAUCAGAUCCUACCGGGAUGACAUUGACCUGCAGAACCUCAUUGACUCCCUUCAGAAAGCCAACCAGUGCUGUGGGGCGUAUGGCCCUGAAGACUGGGACCUCAAUGUCUACUUCAACUGCAGUGGCGCCAGCUACAGCCGUGAGAAAUGUGGGGUGCCCUUCUCCUGCUGCGUGCCCGACCCCGCGCAAAAAGUUGUGAACACACAGUGUGGCUAUGACGUCAGGACUCAGCUGAAGAGCAAAUGGGACGAGUCCAUCUUCACGAAAGGCUGCAUCCAGGCGCUGGAGAGCUGGCUCCCGCGGAACAUCUACAUCGUGGCCGGCGUCUUCAUCGCCAUCUCCCUGCUGCAGAUAUUUGGCAUCUUCCUGGCGAGGACCCUGAUCUCAGACAUUGAGGCGGUGAAGGCAGGCCACCACUUCUGAGGAGCCGGAGGCAGGCAAGCGGAGCUGAGCCACACCGUGGAGGUGGCAGCCCUUCUCCAGCAUUAGCGUCAUGUCCACAGGGAGAGAAGCAGAAGCACCUGGCCAGAGCCGGCACCCCGCCUUCAGCAUCCGCGUGAUGUGACCUCUGUUUCUGCUUGCCGGUGCUGAAGACUGAGGGGCCCCCUGUCACCCGCACAGACUUGUGACUGACACCCCCAUGGGGGUCCGCCUGGAGUCAGAGGCUCCGUCUUUAAGUGGGGGAGGUGACUCUGAGGGACUGACGGCUCUGGUGGCUGCACCCUGGCCUCCAUCGCACAUGUGGUUGGCGCUGGCCUCAGGGGCAGCCCCAUCUUCUGUGGACCUCCGAGUGCCAGUGGGGCCUGCGGUGUCUGCACACGUCGGGGGUGUGAGCAGGAUCCUCAGCCACAUCCAAGUGAAGUAAGCCUGAGCCAGCACGUGGCUGGUGCCAUGGGAGUGCCUCGUCCCCUGUCCCCUCCAACCCCCAGGACGGGAACUGCUCCAGCCUAACAGCAUUAUGCCCUGAUGGCACGGGGGGUGGGGAGGGUGGCGAUGGGCGUGGCUUUCCUCUUGAGCGUCAGCUCUCCUUUUCCUAAAGUGUGUAAAUAGUUUAUUUAUAGGGGUAAGAAUGUUCUCACACCACGUCUUCAUUUCCUCUGGCAUUCUCCUCUCAACAGCCUUAUGUGGUGUCUGGGACUGACGCCAUCCCUUUCAGUUCCCUUGAGCGUCUCUCAAACCAACUCCAUCAGCUUCUCCUUAUCAUCCCUCAUCACCUAGCUGCACUCACAUACUCCCCUUUCGUCUACGUGCCCCUAAUACGCAUACCAUCACUCCCCUCCCCACUUGGCCUCACUGUCUUCUGGUCUUGGUGCUACUGAAACUGUUACCCGGAACUUGAAUCCUGACCCUCCUCACUGCAAAGCCAGGGAACCCUAGCCAGAGACAGCCAGCCGGAGACCUUUGGCCAGGGCUCCUCUCCAGGUUGCAUGCUAAGGGCCGGCUGGCCGGCCUGGCAUUCUUUUGCCUCUCCUUGGACAGAGAAGCCCUGUAGCCAGCCCCUGGGCUGAGCCAUGGACCCCAGCCUGCAGCUGGAUAGAGGCUCAUAUAUUUCGUUGAAGACUUUGGUGGUGACCCUCCAACCCCUGAAGGGGAUAUCUGUGGUCAUUGUGUCCACCCUUCAUGUCAGGGUUUACUGGGGGCCUGCUUUUGGAAAUGAAGUCUGUCUGAUGUCCUGAAUAACUUCCCGGGGGAAGCUGGGAUGUCUGUGCAGCUUUGGCUGGGCUACACUCUAACGCCUCUCUGGAUCUUGUUCUGCCAGUUCUGUCCUCCUCGUUCAGGAAUGGAGUGCUACCUUCACUCACUUGCCGAAGUGUACAUGCCGGUGUUUGUUGAUGACGUUGGUUUUGUUGUUUUUUACAAUUUUCUCUGUAGACUAGGGGAAGAAGAAUGCUUGUGUUUUUAGGAAGUGUGAUGCUUUUCUUUGACUGCCAAACUCUUUUAUGGAAUAUAUCUUUAUAUUAA
Bubalus bubalis (water buffalo) is the source of this 3292-nucleotide messenger RNA. It is a transcript of the gene TSPAN14, whose product is annotated as tetraspanin 14. Bases 524 to 1753 code for a protein of 409 amino acids. Gene Ontology annotation, cellular component: membrane. Gene Ontology annotation, biological process: regulation of vascular endothelial growth factor signaling pathway; protein localization to plasma membrane; protein maturation. The record is from RefSeq and is a predicted model, not a curated record. The transcript is spliced from 9 exons. Lineage: Eukaryota; Metazoa; Chordata; Mammalia; Artiodactyla; Bovidae.